This is a messenger RNA of Penicillium malachiteum, 1146 nucleotides long. Its product is annotated as isocitrate dehydrogenase (NAD(+)) IDH1. Gene Ontology annotation, cellular component: mitochondrion. Gene Ontology annotation, molecular function: isocitrate dehydrogenase (NAD+) activity; magnesium ion binding; NAD binding. Gene Ontology annotation, biological process: tricarboxylic acid cycle; isocitrate metabolic process. The transcript has 5 exons. NCBI's taxonomy places the organism in Eukaryota, Fungi, Ascomycota, Eurotiomycetes, Eurotiales, Aspergillaceae. Bases 1 to 1146 code for a protein of 381 amino acids. The record is from RefSeq and is a predicted model, not a curated record.
AUGUUCUCUCGAUCUGCUCAACCUGCCCGAACCCUGCUUCGCGGCGCUCCCUCGGCUGCUCGCUCAAUCCCUACUCGAUCCUUCGCGACCGUUCAGUCCGAUAUCUUCAAGCCCACUAAGUACGGUGGAAAGUACACCGUCACUCUUAUUCCCGGUGACGGUAUUGGUGCUGAGGUUGCCGAGUCGGUCAAGACCAUCUUCAAGGCUGACAAUGUUCCCAUUGAGUGGGAGCAGGUUGAUGUGAGUGGUGUUGACACUGGCAACAAGCACUCUGAGGAGUUGUUCAAGGAGUCCAUCGCUUCCCUCAAGCGCAACAAGCUGGGUCUUAAGGGUAUUCUCCACACCCCGGUGGAGCGCUCCGGUCACCAGUCGUUCAACGUCGCUCUCCGCCAGGAGCUGGACAUCUACGCCUCUAUCUCUCUGAUCAAGAACAUCCCCGGUUACGAGACCCGCCACAAGAAUGUCGACCUUUGCAUCAUCCGUGAGAACACCGAGGGUGAGUACUCUGGUCUGGAGCACCAGUCCGUUCAGGGUGUUGUCGAGUCCCUCAAGAUCAUCACCCGUGCCAAGUCCGAGCGCAUUGCCAAGUUCGCCUUCAGCUUCGCCCUCGCCAACAACCGCAAGAAGGUUACCUGCAUUCACAAGGCCAACAUCAUGAAGCUGGCCGAUGGUCUCUUCCGCAGCACUUUCCACAAGGUCGCCGAGAACUACCCUACCCUCGAGGUUAACGACAUGAUUGUCGACAACGCCUCCAUGCAGGCUGUCUCCCGUCCCCAGCAGUUCGAUGUUAUGGUUAUGCCUAACCUUUACGGUGGUAUCCUUUCCAACGUCGGUGCUGCCCUUGUUGGUGGUCCCGGUGUUGUUCCCGGUUGCAACAUGGGUCGUGAUGUUGCUGUCUUCGAGCCCGGUUGCCGUCACGUCGGUCUCGACAUUAAGGGUAAGGACCAGGCCAACCCCAGUGCCUUGAUCCUGUCCGGUUCCAUGCUUCUGCGUCACCUUGGUCUGGAUGACCACGCCAACCGUAUCUCCAAGGCUGUUUACGAUGUUAUUGGUGAGGGUCAGACUCGCACUCGCGACAUGGGUGGUCAGGCUACCACUCACGAAUUCACCCGUGCUGUCCUGGACAAGAUGGAGGCUGCUCUGUAA